AUGGGAAAGAAGAGAGAGAAAGAGGGGAGAGAGAAAAAGAAAGGUAGAAAACCACGCUGUGAGAAACAGGAAGUGAGAAAAGGUGCAUGGACUCCUCAAGAAGACAAAAUUCUUGUUGAUUUCAUCUCAAAGAAAGGUCAUGGCACUUGGCGAGAUCUCCCUAAACAAGCAGGUCUCCUUCGGUGUGGAAAGAGUUGUCGUCUUCGUUGGGCAAACUAUCUUCGACCAGACAUUAAACGAGGUCCCUUUAGUCCCGAGGAAGAGAAUACUAUUAUUCAUCUCCAGGGCAUGCUCGGUAACAAAUGGGCUGCUAUUGCUUCUCAUUUACCUGGAAGAACGGAUAAUGACAUCAAGAAUUUGUGGCACUCGCACUUGAAGAAGCAUUUCAGCAGCGUAUGCAGUCCCCAUCCGGCCUCUUCUGAGAUGGUUAUGAAAUCAGAAUCCCCAUCAGAGUGGGAGAAUGUUAGAGUCGAGACUAAGUCGAGUCUUUCUGCGAAUGCAUUGCUUCUCAAUAAUCCAUCAUUGAGAUAUAAAUCCGAUCAAGGCGACUAUUUCAUCCGUCUAUGGAAUUCUGAGGUCGGAAGAUCAUUUCAAAACAUAAACAAAAAUGUAGAACCUAUUAACUGCAAGACCAAAGCAGAAGAUAUGACAACAGCUUACUUAGACUCGUCGAAAUCAUAUGAGAAUGAUGAUUCUUCUGAUGCCAUGUUGAAGCUACUACUAGAUUUCCCAGUCGGGGGAAAUGAUACGGAAUUCCUGCAAGGACUUGUCUAG
Fraxinus pennsylvanica is the source of this 774-nucleotide messenger RNA. NCBI's taxonomy places the organism in Eukaryota, Viridiplantae, Streptophyta, Magnoliopsida, Lamiales, Oleaceae. The record is from the annotation of a GenBank genome assembly.